AUGACUCCUUCCCUGCUUGAUGAGGUGACUCCUCCCCUGCUUGAUGAGAUGACUCCUCCCCUGCUUGAUGAGAUGACACCUCCUCUGCUUAAUGAGGUCACUCCUCCCCGGCUUGAUGAGGCGACACCUCCCCUGCUGGAUGAGGCGACUCCACCCCUGCUUGAUGAGAUAACUCCUACCCUGCUUGAUGAGGUGACUCCUCUUCUGCUUGAUCAGGUGAUGCCUCCCCUGCUUGAUGAGGUGGAUGAGGUGACUCCUCCCCGGCUUGAUAAGGCAACGCCUCCCCUGCUUGAUGAGGUGACUCCACCCCUGCUGGAUGAGGUGACUCCUCCCCUGCUUGAGGUGAUGCCUCCCCCGCUUGAUGAGGUGACUCCUCGCCUGCUUAAUGAGAUGACUCCUCCUCUCCUUGAUGAGGUGACGCCUCCCCUGCUUGAGGUGAUGCCUCCCCUGCUUGACGAGGUGACUCCUCCCCGACUUGACGAGGGGACUCCUCCCCAGCUUGAGGUGAUGCCUCCCCCGCUUGAUGAGGUGACUCCACCCCUGCUGGAUGAGGUGACUCCUCCCCUGCUUGAGGUGAUGCCUCCCCUGCUUGAUGAGGUGACUCCUCCCCUGCUUGAUGAGGCGACUCCUCCCCUGCUUGAUGAGGUGACUCCUCCCCUGCUCGAUGAGGCAAUGGCGGUGGACUGGGAUCCAUAG
This is a messenger RNA of Haliotis rufescens (red abalone), 696 nucleotides long. Its product is annotated as proline-rich protein 4-like. NCBI's taxonomy places the organism in Eukaryota, Metazoa, Mollusca, Gastropoda, Lepetellida, Haliotidae. The transcript has a single exon. Bases 1 to 696 code for a protein of 231 amino acids. The record is from RefSeq and is a predicted model, not a curated record.